GAGCAGAGCCCGGGAGGCGGGGGAUCGGCGACUCUGCGAGCCCUGCGCGCAAGUGGGCUGCGGGGGGACGCAAGGGCCGUUGCCGCCACCAGCCUACCCGACCCGGGGGAUCCGCCGCAAUCGCCCUCCACAUCCAUGCCCUGAGUUUGCCUUACUUGCCUGCCCCUCUGCUCCAGACCAUCUGGGAUUGGGCAACCCAGGUCCUAGUCCAGAAAGAACCAUGCCCUUAGGAAAGGAUGAACACAGUUGGAAGAAACGAGCGGAAGAUAUUCGAGAAAUCUAUGAGUUCCGGGAAGUGCUGGGCACAGGUGCCUUUUCAGAGGUUGUGUUGGCUGAAGAGAAGUCGACCCAGAAGCUGGUGGCCAUCAAGUGCAUUGCCAAGAAGGUGCUGGAAGGGAAAGAAAGCAGCAUUGAGAACGAGAUCGCCGUGCUGCACAAGAUUAAGCACCCCAACAUCGUGGCGCUGGAUGACAUCUACGAGAGUGGGGGGCAUCUCUACCUCAUCAUGCAGCUGGUCUCAGGAGGGGAACUUUUUGAUCGGAUCGUGGAGAAGGGGUUUUACACCGAGCGAGAUGCCAGCCAGCUCAUCCGACAGAUCCUCGACGCUGUCAAAUACCUUCACGACAUGGGCAUCGUACACCGUGACCUCAAGCCCGAGAACCUGCUCUAUUACAGUCUGGAUGAAGACUCCAAGAUCAUGAUUAGUGACUUUGGGCUAUCGAAGAUAGAAGGCUCAGGCAGCGUCAUGUCCACAGCAUGUGGGACUCCCGGCUAUGUGGCUCCUGAGGUGUUGGCACAGAAGCCUUACAGCAAAGCUGUGGAUUGCUGGUCCAUUGGAGUCAUCGCCUACAUCUUAUUGUGUGGCUAUCCCCCGUUUUACGAUGAAAACGACACAAAGCUCUUUGAGCAGAUCCUGAAGGCCGAAUAUGAAUUUGACUCCCCCUACUGGGAUGACAUCUCUGAAUCAGCUAAGGAUUUCAUCCGGCAUUUAAUGGAGAGGGACCCCAAGAAGCGCUUCACCUGCGAGCAGGCACUGCAGCACCCAUGGAUCGCUGGAGACACUGCUUUGGACAAGAACAUCCACCAGUCAGUCAGCGAGCAGAUCAAAAAGAAUUUUGCCAAGAGCAAGUGGAAGCAAGCCUUCAAUGCAACGGCUGUGGUCAGGCAUAUGAGGAAGCUCCAGCUUGGGACCAGUCAGGAAGGGUCCAGUCAAGCCAUGCGGGAGAGCAACGGUUCGGCCUCCGGGAGCAGCGAGGAAUCCUUGGGGAGUGAUGCUCACCAUCCGACUCAGGACUGAAUGUUCCCCAGUGGACAGGGAACAGAUGGCGGUGCCAGCACCAACCCAAGCUGGGUGGGCAGUUCCAAGCCAAGCUCUCUCAUGUUGCCACAAGCAGAGCCAGGGAAGGGUCUGGGAUGCACCGCCACAUCCCUCCCGGCAAAGUGUGUCUUUGCCCCAAGGCAGGGCCGCGGGAAGCUCCCCCGGUUAAGUCACACCUUCCGGAAACUGGAAGGGUGGAGGGGGGGCUGGCCCUUCAUAAACCACACACUUCCCUGGAGAUGCUCCCAUCACCACAGAACGACUUACUGCCGUCCACAGUGGACAGGACCCAUCUGCACCUUGCGCACACCCCUCGGUCUAAGCCAGUAACGACAUCGUCCUUUGUGCCCCGUCCUGUGGAUCAUCAGGUCUUGGAAAGGAAUAUCCAGUUUCUCCCUUGCAGCAACUGCUCAGGAUUGAGGCUGAUCCCCACGCAGCCAUGGAGCUUGAAUCUGCCACCUCCCUCACCCCACCAGCCGAGGCUCCUGUUCACCCCAUGCACACCAGGCACCAGGCAAGCCACCAGGAAGGAGCGGAUGCUCCCUACGAGAGGGCUGGCAGGGCCUGGAAGUCACUCCAGACGACACAGUCACGUGCUGCUGUGGGGGAAGCGCAGCUGCUUUGCCUGCAGAGAGAGCAGUUGCUGUAGCCUGAACCCCUUUUGCAAGCUCCUCCAGCGAAAGAGUGGUGCAUGUCUGAGACAGAGAGCCAGACUGAAGGGUCAUUGCUUUGCUGGGGACCAGCUGUCCAUGAGCGAAGACAGGUAAUUUUUUAAGAGUGGUGGCUUCUUGUGCUCUCAACACACACACCAAAUUCUGUCUGCGGGAGGGUGGCAAACUGUUCUGCAGACCUCCAGUGUGGCUUAGGCUGAACUUAGGAGGAGAAAGCCAGCUGUGGCAGGCACCUCUUGGCUGCUGCCCAUUUCCAGAGCAGUUUUGCAACCCUGUUAAAAAAAAAACUUUGUGAUUAUUAUUAAUAGAGAAUGGGAAAGGGAAGCACACAUUCAGAAAUGCAGGAAUGUCCCUUUCGGUGUUUUUUUGGAACAGGAAGGCAGCCUGCGUGAAAUAAGAGGGAGGGCUAGACCAAGGACUGGCACAUUUCCUUGGCAUGAGAAGUGACUCAGAAGCUCAGUGUCUAAGCUGCCAGUCAGUACAUUUCCAACAGUAGUUGCAAAGGCUGGGUCACACCUUGGGUGAAGAUCCCACUGAUGCUGCUCUUAAAAAUACUUUGCCUGUCUUCACCCAGCCUUGCCCUGGCACCACCAGGACCCUUCCUGUUGUCUAGUUCCGCCUGCCUUGUUCCGCCUGCCUGAUCUUGAAGUCCAGCACUCCUUUUUUGCUCUGUUGUCCUUUCCCUUCACUCUCGAUUGAAGAGGAACUUUCUAACUUGAAGUUUCUGUUUUGUUGCUUGUUCUUGUAUUAAAAAGGAAGGAAGGGCA
Molecule: messenger RNA, 2756 nt
Organism: Varanus komodoensis (Komodo dragon)
Lineage: Eukaryota; Metazoa; Chordata; Lepidosauria; Squamata; Varanidae
Gene: CAMK1
Product: calcium/calmodulin dependent protein kinase I
Exons: 12
Coding region: 221-1297 (358 amino acids)
Biological process (GO): peptidyl-serine phosphorylation
Cellular component (GO): intracellular anatomical structure
Molecular function (GO): ATP binding; calmodulin binding; calcium/calmodulin-dependent protein kinase activity
Source: RefSeq, a predicted model, not a curated record